CGUGGAUGUUGUGAGUCUGGGAAGCGGACGGUGCGUGGAGCGAUUCGCGCGGACGGCGAGCUGAGCUCCGGGCGAUGACAUUUUGGCUCGGUGAGAGAUGAAGUUUUUCUUCUGGCUUACAUAAAAUCUGACGGGACCUAAGAGGAGAAUGAGGAUCGAGCUGUGCUUUUGUCUUCUGGUCACCCUUUUCUCCUGUUUUCCCUGUAGUAUCUACAGUCAGAACAUAGAUCCUUCCGAAUUCUUUCAGAACCUAACAUGCUUAACUCACGACACAGAAUAUCUACUGUGCACCUGGGAUACUCCACUCCCCACGGACUCAGAAGUUGUCUAUCAUGUUUGCUAUAGUUCUUCUGAACCUCAAGUUUGUUUCCAAACCAACCAGAGCCUUCUAGAAAUUGACUUUAAGGCUUUCGGGAUAAAUGUCAUAAGGAUAAAGGCCACAACAGAUUUGGGUCCUGUGGAAAUAACUUUGCAGAAAACUAUGCACGAUGUCCCUUUUGUUCCAUAUGCCCCGGAGAUUGUCUCUCUCACAUCCAAUUACCUGUCCGACACACUUUAUGCUACGUGGCAUUGGAAUACGUCCGGUUGUCUGGACGGUGUGGAGUUGAAGUUUGAAAUACAAAUACUUCGUGGUGAAAACCUUGACGUUGUAACAACGGAGUCGGUGAUCAGCGUGUGCGCCCAAAAUAAUACUAGAUUCCCAUGGAGCUGGGUCUCUGACGUCCCGUUGCUCUGUACCUCCCACUCCGUACGGGUUAGGUGCUUUGUUAAUGAAGAACAUUACUUCGGAGACCUCAAGUGGAGCCAGUGGAGCAGAAUGCGUACAGUAUAUGGCAGCUCUGAAGUAGACGUUAUGUAUCCUGACGAGAAAGUGGUUGCUGUCGGGUCAAACGUAACAUUCUGCUGCAUCGUGAAGGAAGGCAUGACGAUCACCUCGAUACAGUAUAACUCGAAAGGAGUUACACCUUUCAAGCUCGGCAAGAACGCCAGUGCAAUUCGAUUAAAGAAUAUGAGCAUGUCCAUCGAGAGCGGGGAUAACCUUUUCUGUAACACGAGGGAGGAUGCGUAUGAAGCGGGGAUGGGAGAGAGCGCGUAUCCCAUAGGAACGGUGGUCUUUGUUGGCUACCCACCCGAUAAAUUAAGGAACUUCACCUGUGAAACCCGCGACCUCAAAAAAAUUAACUGCACGUGGGAUUUCGGUCGAACAACUGGGUUAUACGGGCACCGGAAAACAAUUUACGUCUUACAUGAAAGCAUCUCGGGAAAGAAUGUCUCUUGUAAUGAAGAGGAGUGCACGUGGCUGGAUUUUAGUGCAAUAAAGAAUCAGAAUCUGUAUAAUUUUUCGCUAACGGCCUCUAAUCCUUUGGGGCAGUCGGAGGCCUUUCUUGCUCUCAAUUUGACUGAGCAAAUUUAUCUUUGGCCUCCGAGGGAAUUUACCGUACGGGAAAGCAGUCCAACUCAAGUUUCUCUGUCAUGGAAGUUAAAUGGAAGGUUUGCUUUGCUCAUGCUUCUGUGCGAGAUUCAAACAAAUCUUUCCAACGGAGGAACAAGAACGCGCAAUGUCACCUUUUCUGGAUUGGAUGAUGGAUUUUAUAAUUACUCUAUAGCCAACUUGCGUCCGUUUCACAGCUAUGAGUUCCGAGUCCGUUGUGCGUCGGUGGAUCCAUUCUGGAAGUGGGGCGAUUGGAGCGUUUUAAAGAAGCAUCAUACGUCGCCAGCAGCCCCUUCCAGAAAGCCAGAUAUCUGGAGGGAAGUCACAGGGGGUUCGGAACAACGAACAAUAACGGUCUACUGGAAGCCUUUCUCAACCAACGAGGCCAAUGGACCAGUACGUUCCUACAAGGUGUCUUGGAAGCCACUUGAGAGUAACGCAGAACAAAAGUCCAGCCUGCUGUCUGCGCUGCACAGCCGCGCGCAGAUAAACGUCAGCGGGGAUAAAGAGGAUUAUGAAGUCAGCGUGGCUGCCAUCAAUGAUGCUGGACUUUCUCCCGCUGCACGCAUAACAACCGCGGAGCUUCCAAAUGAUGCUGUUGAGAUGGAGCGUCAGAUUGGAUCAGCGGAGGGCAUUAAUAUCACCUGGCAUUGGGAUAGAAAUGUCUCCUGUGGGCAUGUCGUUCAGUGGACGCCUGCGUUCCGUUCCCACGCCUCGACGUUACUGUGGAACCGGCUUCCGUCUCACCGCACCAGUGCGUUUAUCCAUUCAGACCAAUUCCUCGCUGGCAUCAGGUACAACAUUUCAGUAUUCGGAUGUAAAGAAAACAAAUAUCAGCUUUUCAAGAUGUUGACUGGAUACACCCAGGAAUUAAGUCCAAAGAUAGCACCAAAUCUUACUGUGGAAGGAACAACUUCAAAUUCUGUCCGAAUAAAAUGGAAUGCUGUUCCAGAAGAUACCCUCCAAGGAUUCCUGCAGGGAUAUUUGGUUUAUAUUAUGAAGCAGGACAAUGAUACUUCUGCCUCCAACUUUAGAGAUUUGGAUUCUGGGAAGAUAAUGAAGAAUAUCACUAAUCCCAAACAAAUGAACUUGACAAUAGGAGAUCUUCAGGGUGGAACAAGUUAUUACCUAGGGGUACGAGCAUACACCAGAGGUGGUAAAGGUCCCAUCAGCUUCAUAAACGUGGUGACCAACGACAAUGCUAUAGGUCUUAUACUUGCAAUACUCAUACCUAUUGUAGUUGCGGUUCUAUUGGGUAUCUUGGCAAGUACAAUAUGCUACCGGAAAAGGGAAUGGAUUAAGGAGACGUUUUAUCCAGAAAUACCAAAUCCAGAAAACAGCAAAGCUCUACAGUUCCAGAAGAAUGCCAAUGAGGGGAACAAAAAUGUCAAAGUAUUGGAGAUGAAUCCGUGCACCCCCAACAAUGUUGAAGUUCUACAAACCGUGCCAAAGGUUCUGGAUACUGAACUUAACUCCCCAUCAACUGUGGAUCUAAUCAAGCUUCCAGAAGAUGGUUUAGAGACAGAUGAGAGUCACACAGUCAUUUCAUAUUGCCCGUCUGCUACCAAUGAAGACACAUCUGGUGUUCUGGUAGAUGGAUCAGGGACUUCUUCCCAAGUUGUAUAUAUAGACGUUCAGUCGAUGUAUCAGCCUCAAGCAAACCCAGAAGACGACGUUGAAAAUGGGUUGGACAAUGGUGGUUACAAACCACAAAUGCAGCUUACCAUUAAUACUGUGAAAAUGGACAGCCAUGAGCCCGCAGCGGACCUCUUGCCAGAAGCGGCAGGGUACAGACCUCAGGAAAACCUUGCAUCGUGGCCUGCGGAUUCUCCGGGGUCCCCUACGUCCAUGGAAAAUGCUUCUUUUGGAAGCCCGUGCUCUGUGAACUCUAGACAUUUCCUCAUCCCCCCCGUGGAUGAUAAAGACUCCCUUAAACUCACGCAUGCGGGAUGGUCAAUUACAUCUCUCUUUCAUAACAAGCAGGAGGGCUGAGUCUGGAAUCAGAUGGCCGCCUGUACAUAGAUAGAUCUGUAUGAUGU
Molecule: messenger RNA, 3471 nt
Organism: Spea bombifrons (plains spadefoot toad)
Lineage: Eukaryota; Metazoa; Chordata; Amphibia; Anura; Pelobatidae
Gene: LIFR
Product: LIF receptor subunit alpha
Exons: 20
Coding region: 149-3424 (1091 amino acids)
Biological process (GO): cytokine-mediated signaling pathway
Cellular component (GO): external side of plasma membrane
Molecular function (GO): cytokine receptor activity; protein binding
Source: RefSeq, a predicted model, not a curated record